UAGUGAAUGCGGGGUCCGGGGAGAUCAGAUAUAGUGAAUGCGGGGUCCGGGGAGAGCGGAUAUAGUGAAUGCAGGGUCUGAGGAGAGCGGAUAUAGUGAAUGCAGGGUCCGGGGAGAUCAGAUAUAGUGAAUGCAGGGUCCGGGGAGACCAGAUAUAGUGAAUGCAGGGUCCGAGGAGACCGGAUAUAGUGAAUGCAGGGAUCCGGGGAGAGCGGAUGCAGUGAAUGCAGUGUCCUGGGAGAGCAGAUAUAGUGAAUGCAGGAUCCGGGGAGAGCGGAUGCAGUGAAUGCAGUGUCCUGG
Molecule: messenger RNA, 300 nt
Organism: Staurois parvus
Lineage: Eukaryota; Metazoa; Chordata; Amphibia; Anura; Ranidae
Source: the annotation of a GenBank genome assembly